Molecule: messenger RNA, 2505 nt
Organism: Choloepus didactylus (southern two-toed sloth)
Lineage: Eukaryota; Metazoa; Chordata; Mammalia; Pilosa; Megalonychidae
Gene: PEX12
Product: peroxisomal biogenesis factor 12
Exons: 3
Coding region: 568-1641 (357 amino acids)
Biological process (GO): protein import into peroxisome matrix; protein monoubiquitination
Cellular component (GO): peroxisomal membrane; peroxisomal importomer complex
Molecular function (GO): zinc ion binding; protein binding; ubiquitin-protein transferase activity
Source: RefSeq, a predicted model, not a curated record
GUUUUAAAGAGGAGCCCUGCCCUCAAACGUGGCGUCGUGGGUCUUUCGUGCCUUCCCUGGGAUCAGCGACCAAGGACUGGCGCUGGCUGGGAGACUACACCCAACAGCUGACCCAGUCCUCGUGUACCGAGCCCGCACUGGCAUCUGUGAUCCAUCAUAGACAUCUGGCUUUUGAGCCCUCACGAUUGAGGGUCCCUGAUUUGCAGCCCCCAGGAAGGAAGCUCGAGAGGACAGCGCGCCUUUGCCCACACCUGUUGUCCCCCGCUCCCCAGGUCACGCCCUGCCUUUGAGGUGCAUCAUCUGACAAGUCACCCCGCUACCUACAGACCAUUUACACCCACAUGCGAGUUAACUUCGUUAUAAACUUCCUUAAUUUGAGACCCGUCCCCUUCUCGUUUUCAGUGCUCUUUAUUCCCCGGUUCAAUCUUAACCCGUAAAAUUGUUUGGAGCUUCUGAUAUCCUGCAGAAAGACUGCUUUUAAAACAGAGCAUUCAUUUGAUCAGGAAAAAGUUCAUGUCUUACUAGGGAGUUUGUAGGAAAAGUGAAACCCAGUACACACAGGAAAGAAUGGCUGAGCAUGGGGCUCACAUUACAACUGCUUCUGUGGUGGAUGACCAGCCAUCUAUCUUUGAGGUGGUAGCACAGGACAGUUUAAUGACAGCGGUGAGACCUGCCCUUCAGCAUGUGGUCAAGAUUCUUGCAGAAUCAAAUCCUGCCCGCUAUGGCUUCUUUUGGAGGUGGUUUGAUGAAAUAUUUACUCUGCUAGACCUUCUGCUCCAGCAGCAUUAUCUAUCUAAAAGCAGUGCCUCAUUUUCUGAAAACUUUUAUGGCUUAAAACGGAUUGUAAUGGGGAACAAGCACAGUUUUCAGAGACUGGCCAGUGCUGGUCUCCCAAAAGAGCAGCUUUGGAAAUCAAUUAUGUUCCUGGUUCUUCUUCCCUAUAUGAAAGUGAAGCUGGAGAAGCUGGUUUCUAGCCUGAGAGACGAGGAUGAGUACUCCAUCCAUCCCCCUUCUUCCUGCUGGAAACGAUUCUACCGAGCUUUCCUGGCAGCCUACCCAUUUGUUAACAUGGCCUGGGAAGGCUGGUUUCUUGUGCAACAACUUCGAUACAUCCUAGGAAAAGCUCAGCAUCACUCGCCACUGCUGAGGCUGGCUGGAGUUCGGCUGGGUCGACUGACAGUUCAGGAUUUACAAGCUCUGGAGCAUAAACCAGCUGAAGUCAGCGUGAUGCAGCAUGUUAGUGUCAGUGAGAAGAUAAAGUCAGCACUGAAGAAAGCUGUGGGGGGUGUUGCCUUAUCCCUCUCCACUGGUCUUUCUGUGGGUGUCUUUUUCCUGCAGUUCCUUGACUGGUGGUACUCAUCUGAAAAUCAAGAAACCAUCAAAGCACUGACUGCCCUGCCUACUCCGCCACCUCCUAUACACCUGGACUAUAACGCUGAUUCUCCCCUAUUACCCAAAAUGAAGACUGUGUGCCCUCUGUGUCGUAAAACCAGGGUGAAUGAUACUGUUCUUGCCACCUCUGGCUAUGUGUUUUGUUAUCGCUGUGUGUUUAAUUACGUGAGGAGUCACCACACUUGUCCCAUCACAGGUUAUCCGACAGAAGUACAACACCUGAUUAAAUUGUACUCUCCUGAGAACUGAAAGGAAUUAACAUCUCACAACAAAACUAUUGCAUAGGGCUAGUUUUCAGCAUUGUUUGAUACUUUUCAGCCUCAAUUCAUAACUAUAUGUACUUUAAAAAACUGUAUGAACUUCUUUAAAAGGAUAUAGCCAUUUGAUCCUAACCUUUUAACCUGCUUUCUAAACCCCUACUUACGGUUGACCAAGGUGGUUAGAGUAGAAGAAUCAGGAUUAGCAAGGAAAGUGAGAGCCAGCAUAUAAGUGGAUAAAAGAGGAUAAUUAGUACUGAAGCUUUUCCUAUCCCUUUCUUUAAAGAACAAGAAGUAUAGAAGCUUUCAGGAAAAAACAAAGCUAGACUUCAAAGUGGGUGGUGAGGGGAAAGCAGGCCUUCUCUUUAGAGCCUUUACUUGCUAGUGAUGGGGAGGUUUCAUCAGUUUGCAAACAAUGAAUUGUGGACUUGGCUUCUUUAGAAAAACAUCUCCUUCCCAUAUACUGGGACCUAUUUAUUAAGUGAUGUCUAAUAUAGUUUAUCAACUUUUAAAAUUCCCUUAUGAGCCACACUUAUAUCUUUCUUGGAAACUGGUUAAAGGAAAAUAGGGGUUGAAUGUUUAGAGUAGUCUGAAAAUUUCAGUGUCAAAGCAAAGCUAACAAGCAAUGAAUAGGUGAACUAAAAUACUGAUCUAACUACGACUGUGUAAAGAAAAGAUCUUCUGAUGAACUCUCCUUGCUUGCUGUUUCAAUAAGAGUUUACUAAAUUGGCAGGAUUUAUGCUGGCUAUCAUUGAAGUUUCUAUGAAGCAUUUAAGUGGGUUUUAAGAAUACGUGUAUUGUCACAAUUAUUUGGAAACUUAAAGAUUACUUGAGGUGUUUAAAAUAAAAUUUUCAU